AUGUUCCGAUUUAUCACAAACCAACAGAUUGAGCUAUUGCAUUAACACGUCUGUGUAGAUCUAUAAUAUGUGCUUUCUGCAACGAGGACAUUAAUUGACAAUAUAAUUAUUUAACGUAUGGUAUAUAACUGAUUGAUCGGAUGACCAAAUCGGUUAUUGUCGAUAUUUCCCGUACCUCGAAGAACUUAGGACUAUAAGAGUUAGCUACCUUACUGUGCAGAAGAGUUCCAACGAAAAAUAACAGGAAGAAAACUCGUGCUCAGAAUGUUUUCAUAAGUAAUGUGGACACGUCUUCGAGUUAUGAUACCGAUAAAAAAGAUGAGGAACGCACUUGUAACUCUAGCUGCAGUCGCCGCAUUGAUAAUAAUUGGCUUCGGAAAGUUUUCGUCCUCCAAUGAAGUAGUGAGGUCUGGGAAGGAAUUAGGAGAGGAUGCCUACCAGAUCAUUGAGGAUCUGAAGGAGAGAGUGGCAGUGCUGGAGAAGGGGAAGAAAACAUUCCCAGAAGUAAAGUUCCUCACUUACAAGGACAGGAAGAGGAUUCUGAUCUCAGGAGGAGCUGGAUUCGUCGGGUCCCAUCUUGUCGACAAGCUGAUGUUGGAAGGUCACGAGGUCACUGUGGUAGACAAUUUUUUCACUGGUCGCAAGCGUAACGUAGAACAUUGGAUCGGCCAUGAAAACUUUGAACUCAUCAACCAUGACAUUGUAAACCCUCUCUUUAUAGAAGUGGAUCAGAUCUACCACCUGGCUUCACCAGCUUCUCCUCCAAACUACAUGUACAAUCCUGUGAAAACCAUCAAAACCAACACCAUCGGUACAAUCCAUAUGUUAGGGCUAGCCAAACGUGUGCGAGGUCGCCUACUUCUGGCAUCGACGUCUGAAGUCUACGGCGAUCCGGAAGUCCACCCCCAGCCUGAGGAGUACUGGGGACACGUCAAUCCUAUAGGCCCACGAGCCUGUUACGACGAGGGCAAGCGUGUGGCAGAGACGAUGUGUUACGCUUACGCCAAACAGGAUCAUAUUCAAGUGCGAGUGGCGAGGAUUUUUAACACAUUUGGUCCAAGGAUGCACAUGAAUGAUGGACGAGUUGUCAGUAACUUUAUCCUGCAGGCUCUCCAGGGCGAACCAAUGACGGUGUAUGGGGAUGGUAACCAAACAAGGUCGUUUCAGUAUGUAUCUGAUUUAGUUGAUGGCCUCGUUAAAUUGAUGAAUGGUAACUACUCUCUACCUGUGAAUCUGGGCAACCCUGAUGAACACACCAUUCUCGACUUCGCUAAAAUCAUCAAAAAUCUUAUUGGUGGAGAAAGUAAAAUUGUACACAAGCCUAUCAUGCAGGAUGAUCCCAAAAAACGUAAGCCAGACAUCACAAAAGCGCGGGAGUAUCUCAACUGGAAGCCCUAAGGUUCCUAUGAUGACAGGGAUAAAAAAGACAAUCGAAUACUUCAAAAAUGAAUUAACAAGAUCACGGCAUAGCGAACGGAACUUCCAUUUCCCGACUGACGACAAAAUCCAAAACAGAAAGUCUGAUAUUGAUAUCCACGAAUAAUGAAUGAAUAUUCAUUUCUAAUUAAGAAAGUCCCUUAAAAUGAAUUAUAGGAAAUCUGGAGUAGGAUUAACCUCAAAUUUAAAUUUGAUUGCCAGUAUCAGAAAUUUUAAAUGUCUGAUAUUUUUCCGCUUGGCAUCAUCUGUCAUGUGUUACGCAUCGUUUACUGAAGGGAAUUGUCAAAUUAAACCCUAGCAAAAAUGACAACUUUUGCAGUGUAUGAAAUGUAAUACUUAGAAUGAUUCCAUCAGGGUUAUAGGGCGGGUGUAGUAUUUAUUGUGUGUUAGGAAUACCUUUCACAGUUUAAUGAUUUUCACCCACCCUGGUGAAAUAAAACUUAAUUUAUCUGAAAUGCCCAUGUAAAGUGAAUCGAUCAGGAUGAAAAUUUGACAAAGUAUGAGGGAGAGAAUUAUAGAAUCAGCUGAAAUUUUUUUUAACCCUUUCAUUUUGUUUUACUUUUCAUAACAUCAGACAUUCCUUUUGACUACCUGAUAAGUUAUAUAUAUUGUUGUGUAGGUUGUUUAUGUUACUGACUGUAAAUCCACUCUGAAAUGUAUUCUAUUUUAGGUCUUCCAUUUUCUAACUCCUCACACCUUCAGGGGUAUAUAGUAUACAAAUGAUUGAUACUCUUGUGUGUAGACUGCCAAACUAGGGCCGUGUUCUUUUGAGCAGAUGAACUGGUUCGCCAGUAUUUAAGAUGCAACAUUUCUGGUAUUAAUCUUGACAGGCCUACAGAUGUUAUAUAAGGCCUUGAAGGUUUUUGUCAUAGCUCACCUUAUAGUAAAAUAGGUCAUUCCAUGGGGUCCAACCUAGAUUUCAUAAAUGAACAACUGUCCUCCAUCUGUUCCGACUGUGACAAACGAUAACAGCUUUGAGGAACUCUUAUCCAUAAGAAUCAGAGUCUGUUUCUCAAAAUUGAAUAUAUAUGUAUUAUCUAAAUUCCCUAUGUACAGAAAAACUUAAAAACAUGAAAUUCUCUUUAUGUAGAACUAUUGUACAAAGGUGGAAUUUCAUCCAUAAAAUAAACUCUAUUUUCAUGUUAUGAGGCAAAGGGAAGCAACUGUGUAUUAUCAAUAAUUCUGUCUUUUCAUAGCCUAGUGUGUAAAAUUUAUUUUUCUCUCAGCAAUAUUUAAAGUAAAGUAAAAUAUUAAAUAUUGAAAAAGUCAAAGAUGGGGUCCAAAAUUCUACUUAAGAAUUUCUUGGGAAAACAAACUGUUGUUUUUGUGCAUCUUUAUACAGUGGGUGAAAUUUAAGUGAGAAUCAUUUUAUACAUGUCAGCGAUGUAGCACCUAUAAAAUAAAAACUAUAACAAUAUUUAAAAUAUAAAAUAACCAACAAAGUAUUAAUACUGUAUUUAUCCUGAAAUAAACCUCCUACCAAAGUGUUAAAAUUUAGUAUGAAAGUUUUGGGGAGGGCUUAUCUGUGAGCCACUUUUAAAUUACUACCAGUAUUUAAGAUUCUGCAAAAAUGAAGGUGGGAGCUUAUUUGUG
Messenger RNA from Pecten maximus, 3030 nucleotides. Its product is annotated as UDP-glucuronic acid decarboxylase 1-like. Gene Ontology annotation, cellular component: cytoplasm. The record is from RefSeq and is a predicted model, not a curated record. Gene Ontology annotation, biological process: D-xylose metabolic process. NCBI's taxonomy places the organism in Eukaryota, Metazoa, Mollusca, Bivalvia, Pectinida, Pectinidae. Gene Ontology annotation, molecular function: NAD+ binding; UDP-glucuronate decarboxylase activity.